GGUGAGUGUGUGGUUGUGUGAGGACUUCUUCCUGUGUGUGUGUGAGUGUGUGUGUGCCUGCCUGUGUGUGUGCGUGCGUGCGUGUGUGCGUGCGUGGGUAGAGAGGCAGAGGGUGUGUGUGUGGGGAUAGGGUCCUCUGCAAGCCGGUGCUGUGGCCCCCUGCUCCCCCCCCAUCUUCAAAGCUGGCGAUGUCCAGGGUUCCGAGUCCGCCACCGCCGGCUGAGAUGUCCAGCGGCCCUGUGGCCGAAAGCUGGUGUUACACUCAGAUCAAAGUGGUGAAGUUCUCCUACAUGUGGACCAUCAACAACUUCAGCUUCUGUCGAGAGGAGAUGGGCGAGGUCAUCAAAAGCUCCACCUUUUCCUCAGGAGCCAAUGACAAACUGAAAUGGUGUUUGCGAGUGAACCCCAAAGGCCUGGACGAGGAGAGCAAAGACUAUCUGUCACUGUACCUGCUCCUGGUCAGCUGUCCCAAGAGUGAGGUCCGCGCCAAGUUCAAGUUCUCCAUCCUCAACGCCAAGGGAGAGGAGACCAAAGCCAUGGAGAGCCAGAGGGCUUACCGCUUCGUGCAGGGCAAGGACUGGGGCUUCAAGAAGUUUAUAAGGCGGGACUUCCUGCUGGACGAGGCCAACGGAUUGCUCCCAGAUGACAAGCUCACCCUGUUUUGUGAGGUGAGUGUGGUGCAGGACUCUGUGAACAUCUCGGGGCAGAACACCAUGAACAUGGUGAAGGUGCCGGACUGCAGGCUGGCGGACGAGCUAGGUGGCCUAUGGGAGCACUCGCGCUUCACUGACUGCUCGCUCUGCGUCGCCGGACAGGAGUUCCAGGCCCACAAGGCCAUCCUGGCAGCUCGCUCUCCUGUCUUCAGUGCGAUGUUUGAGCAUGAGAUGGAGGAGAGUAAAAAGAAUCGUGUAGAGAUUAACGACGUGGAACCCGAGGUGUUCAAGGAGAUGAUGUGUUUCAUCUACACGGGGAAGGCCCCAAACCUAGACAAGAUGGCUGACGACCUGCUCGCGGCUGCUGACAAGUAUGCUCUAGAGCGUCUGAAGGUGAUGUGUGAGGAUGCUCUGUGUACGAGCCUGUCGGUAGAGAACGCCGCUGAGAUCCUCAUACUGGCCGACCUGCACAGCGCCGACCAGCUCAAGACGCAGGCCGUCGACUUCAUCAACUACCAUGCAUCGGACGUGAUGGAGACCUCGGGUUGGAAGUCCAUGGUGGCGUCCCAUCCUCACCUGGUGGCCGAGGCCUACCGUUCCCUGGCUUCUGCCCAGUGCCCCUUCCUGGGCCCGCCCCGCAAGCGCCUCAAGCAGUCCUAGCUCCGCUGCCCCCACCCCUCCCUCGUCCUCCCCUGACGACCUCUACCCACCCACACCCCUCCUGUCCUUUACAGCCCCUCUCCUCGUCCUGCGAGCCCAGAGUUACCUGCUGAUUUAAAGGGCGAGAGUGGACGAUGCCCUGUUGAAGAUGCCACCAAAACUCGAGACCUAAAAGUUUAAAUCCCCACCUGGUAGAAGAACUUUCCUCCGUGUUGUCGGAAGGGAGUCCUGGAGGACGUCCAAGAGGCUUUUGCAGGAACUGAUGGGAGAGGAGAGUAGGGGAGGGGCCACUGCUGGAGUUGCCAAACUGGACGUCUCCCCCAGUCUCCGGCCGCCCUCAUCCCAACCCCACCUGCACUGUGCUGGUAUGGUGUGAGAGAGGGGGGCAGAAGGGUUUGGGGUGUCCCCAUGUCCAGUCUCCGGUCCAGAUACACUGAGCUCGACCUCAGCCCGGGUGAUGUUGCCUCCAUCCCACCCCCCCCCCCCCACCCCCCACGAAAGAUUGGAGAGGCCAAGUGCUCAUGGCUGGGCCCUGUAGGGAAAGACAGAGAGCAAAGUGAUGGCAUGGGGCUCGUCAGUGGACAUGGUGGCAGAGCUGCGCUCCUCUGCUGAGUUUUUAAUUCCCUCUGUCUUCAGCCCUGCCUUUUAAACAACAAAACGGUCUUCCGCUAGAUAAAUUGGUACAUGCGGAAUGAGACAAUUGAAUGAAUGAAUGAAUGAAUGAAUGAAUGAGUGACACAAAAGGACACUUUCUUGAGUGGCGUGAGGGAAUGGACUGAACCAAACACAAAGGCAAAGCCAAUACCCCAGCCCUGUGUUCCACUGCUCAUUCUGUGAAGGACCUUGACAAUUCCCUUAUCCUCAGACUCUUAAUGGAAGUCGUGCUGAAAAGCAGAUGAGCAGUGAGUUUCUAAGGAAAGCAGAGAAGAACGUUCCUGCUCCACAAGUCCUCCAUGCUCUGUCACCUGUGUCCCCAAAACUGACUAAAGCAGCCAAUCACAUUCCCCACCUUUGAGAGGCCCGCCUUCAACCCGGUGACCCUUAUUUCUGAUUGGACAGUUUCAUUGAGGAACCUGGAAGUUGACUGUUUGAGAACUUGACUCUCUCCCACUAUUGGACCCCUUCACCCCCACAUCUCAGUCAAGCAGCAGAGUGUAAAGAGACUGGAAAUGAAGGACAAUACAUGAAAUUCAACACAAAAAGAUGUACAUGGGAGAUUUUUCCCCCUUCUGUUGUUUUUUCUCCUUUUUUGUGAUUUCAUUUGAGAUUUAAUUUCUUCUUCCCAUAGCACUUGUGUAUUUAAAAAAAAAAACAACAAAAAAAAAAACAAUAAAAAACAACAGCUUUCUGUAUUU
Molecule: messenger RNA, 2668 nt
Organism: Alosa sapidissima (American shad)
Lineage: Eukaryota; Metazoa; Chordata; Actinopteri; Clupeiformes; Clupeidae
Product: speckle type BTB/POZ protein
Exons: 9
Coding region: 189-1313 (374 amino acids)
Biological process (GO): proteasome-mediated ubiquitin-dependent protein catabolic process; regulation of proteolysis
Cellular component (GO): nucleus; cytoplasm
Molecular function (GO): ubiquitin protein ligase binding
Source: RefSeq, a predicted model, not a curated record